This is a messenger RNA of Enhydra lutris kenyoni (northern sea otter), 1629 nucleotides long. RefSeq names its product phylloquinone omega-hydroxylase CYP4F2-like. The transcript is spliced from 14 exons. The coding region runs from base 55 to 1629 and encodes 524 amino acids. NCBI's taxonomy places the organism in Eukaryota, Metazoa, Chordata, Mammalia, Carnivora, Mustelidae. The record is from RefSeq and is a predicted model, not a curated record. Gene Ontology annotation, molecular function: monooxygenase activity; iron ion binding; heme binding.
UUCUACCCCAUUCCUGGGUCUUAGGAACUCACCCUCUGUUUCCCCUGCUCCAGGAUGUCACAGCUGAGCCUGUCCUGGCUGGGACUGGGGCAGCUGGCAGCCUCCCCGUGGCACUUCCUGCUGCUGGCUGGGGCCGCCUGGCUGCUGGCCCGCAUCCUGACCUGGAGCCACAGCUUUUAUGACAACUGCUGCCGCCUCCAGUGUUUCCCGCAGCCUCCGAGGCGCAGCUGGCUUUGGGGUCACCUGGGCCUGGUGACCCCUGUACAACGGGGCUUGAGGGUCAUAAGUCAGCUGGUGGCCACCUACACCCAGGGACUUCUCUGGUGGAUGGGGCCCUUCUACCCUGUACUGCGGCUCGUCCACCCUACCUUUGUUGCACCCCUGCUCCAGGCCCCAGCCACCAUCAUACCCAAGGAUAUGUUUUUCUACAACCUCCUGAAGCCCUGGCUAGGGGAUGGGCUCCUGCUGAGUGCUGGUGACAAGUGGAGUCACCACCGUCGCUUGCUGACACCUGCCUUCCAUUUUGACAUCUUGAAACCCUAUGUGAAGAUUUUCAACAAAAGUGCAGGCAUCAUGCAUGCCAAGUGGCAGCGUCUGGCCUUGGAAGGCAGUGCCCAACUAGACAUGUUUGAGCACAUCAGCCUCAUGACCCUGGACAGUCUGCAGAAAUGUGUCUUCAGUUUUGACAGCAAUUGCCAGGAGAGUCCCAGUGAAUAUAUUGCUGCCAUCUUGGAACUCAGUGCCCUUGUGGUGAAACGGCAAGAGCAGAUCUUCCUGCACGUGGACUUCCUAUACAAUCUCACUCCUGAUGGAUGGCGCUUCCGCAGGGCCUGUAACCUGGUGCACAACUUCACAGAUGCUGUCAUCCAGGAGCGGCGCCGUGCCCUCAUUAGCGGGGGUUCCCAUGACUUCCUCAAGGCCAAGGCUAAGACCAAGACUUUGGACUUAAUCGAUGUGCUCCUGCUGGCCAAGGAUGAAGGUGGAAAACAGUUGUCAGAUGAGGACAUCCGAGCAGAGGCUGACACCUUCAUGUUUGAGGGCCAUGACACCACAGCCAGUGGCCUCUCCUGGAUCCUGUACAACCUUGCAAAGCACCCAGAAUACCAGGAGCACUGCCGGCAGGAGGUACAAGAGCUCCUGAGGGACCGUGAGCCUCAAGAGAUUGAAUGGGACGACCUGGCCCAGUUGCCCUUCCUGACCAUGUGCAUCAAGGAGAGUCUGCGGCUGCAUCCCCCGGUUACAGUCAUUGCCCGCCGCAGUACCCAGGACGUCAGGCUCCCUGAUGGCCGGGUCAUCCCCAAAGGGAACAUCUGUGUCAUCAGCAUCUUUGGGAUUCAUCACAACCCGUCUAUCUGGCCGGACCCUGAGGUAUACAAUCCCUUUCGCUUUGACCCAGAAAACAUCAAGGAGAGGUCACCCUUGGCUUUUAUUCCCUUCUCUGCGGGGCCCAGGAACUGCAUUGGGCAGACGUUCGCCCUGACCGAGAUGAAGGUGGUUCUGGCGCUGACGCUGCUGCGCUUCCGGGUCCUGCCGGGCGAGGAGGAGCCACGCAGGAAGCCGGAGCUGAUCCUGCGCGCGGAGGGCGGACUCUGGCUGCGCGUGGAGCCGCUGAGCGCGGCAUCCCGGUGA